AUGUCCACCAACGCACAGAAGGGGAAACCUUGUCGCUUCUUUGCUCAAGGUGAAUGUCGCUACGGGGCUGGAUGCAAGUUUAGUCAUGAUCAAGGCAUCAGCAGUCCGGCCUCUCUUACUGUAAAAGAACGUACAAAGACAAAGACAACACGUCCACCGCGCUCGAAGAAUAUCCAGAAGGCGGAGGGCUCACCCUCGCCGCAGGUUGUCGGUGACCAGCCCCCCCAGAUACACGUGCCCGUCGCGCGUCGUGGCGUCAAGCGCGGUGGGAAGCCCUGUCACGCAUGGGCAGCUGGGUCGUGUCCAAGGGGCGAUGCAUGCCAUUUCGUUCAUGACCCUAAGGUUCAGGAAAUAGCCCGCCGCCGUGAACAAGAGAGAGCUGAGAGAGAGGAAGCCUCUCGAAGGGCUCAGGCAGCUCAAGAGGAGGUCAUUCGGACAGAACAAGAAAGAAUCAGGGAAGAAGCGCGUCAAGUACAGGAUGAACAGCGUGCUGUGCGUGAGGCCGAGCAUCGAGCGCGCAUGGCCGAGAUUGCUAGAGAAGAAGCGGCAAUGACAAGCCAGUGCGUUGUACUUGGAUCGAUUGUUACGUUCGAAACAGGACUCGGCAUCCGCGGCAUAAUUACAGGCUUUGAGUCCUGCGUUGUACGCGUUAAGAAUCUGCCUGGCGACGCGCGUGAAGACGAGGUACGCACGCUGUUCACACAGCAGGGUAUCCAGGUGGGCCACUUCCAUGUUGUGGGUACCAAGAGGACACCCGGCGGGAAGCUGGAAGCUGAGGUUGUGACGGACGCUGAGUCUGGUCAGACUUUGGCCAUCGGGUUAGACAACAUCGAGUUUAGGGACACAACGCUGACCUUCGAAGUAGGCGCAUAUAACAGUCCGGGCGGCAUGUCUGCCACUGCAGCAAAACCAUCCACAACCUUGACAAUAUCCUGGCGGGCGCCAUCUGCCCAGUAUGUGGCAGAGUUUGACGAUAUCCCUUCUGCUCAGCGUAAGGUCCCGGUGUUAAACCAGCAAUUCUUCUCCGGCCGCAAGGUCAGAGUUGAAUUGAAUACUCUCCCUCCUGGACGUAUUGUACGCAGCUUCCGGCCGAAUGCAAUUAAGAUCAGCAAUCUUCCUACAACCGUUACUGAUGACGAUGUCACCCAGUUCACUGGCUCUCAUCUGGUACGGCGUCUCAUGGGUGCAUCUAGCAGGGUGGACACGGUAGACGAUGUUGUCGCUUUUUUACGCAAUCGCAUGAAUCUCUCUCAUCCGCACAAGCUGCAAGAUUUGACAUCACAAGCCCCUCGUGUCGAUGGCACAGUUUCCGCAGAAGCGCGUUUCGCAUCUUGGGAUGACGCGCAUGAGGUUCAAGAGUCCCUCGCAGGAAAGCAAUUUCCUUGCAUCGGGAACUCGCGUUUCUGGUUCCGAUUGCCGGACUCCUUGCAGUACACCAUUACUAUUCCUCCAGAGCAAUACCAGGCCCAAAAGACCCAGUGGGCCUCACUCGUUGGGAGUAUAAAAGACAGAAAGGCGUGCAACUUGUUCAUCCACGAACAAGACAGGUUUGUUCGCAUCCGCGUGUCUGGAUCCGACAAGCGAGCUACCGGGGCCCUCAAGGUCAGAGUCGAAAGCCUGAUGACCGGAGAAAAGGUCGCAGGUUGGCAUCGCUCGCUCGGGUUCUCGAGAAAUGCGUUCGUGCGUUCUGUCUUCAUCGAGUCGGGUGCAUAUUUGCGGGCCGACUGGAGACGACAGGCUCUGAAGCUAUACGGGGAACCAGUGGCUGUAGAACAGGCUCGGGAGAUGAUAAAGGCGGAGCUGGAGCGUUUAGCCUCGACGGAAUGGUCAACGGUGUUGAAGAGGGAAUCUGUUGGGUUCUUCGUGCGGCGCGGAAUCCCGGAGCUAAAGGAGACAUUUGGAGAAGAUAGCGUUCGGUUCGACAUAGCCUCCCGCCGGGUUACUAUCACAGGCGGAGACGAGCCCCGACAUGCCUUCGACCGUCUGAUUCACGAGUCUCUUAACUCGGUGCUUGCUUCUCAAGCACAUUCCUCGACAGACAAGACGUGUCCAAUAUGCUACGACGACGUGUCGACUCCCUUUGAGCUCGGAUGUGGACACAUUUAUUGUACAGCGUGUUUGCGGCACUUCCUUGUGAGUGCGGUCGACUCUACCAAUUUCCCGCUUACUUGUAUGGGAGAUGAGGCAAAGUGUGGUGUUCCGAUCGCGAUCCCCACGAUCCAGAAAUUCUUGCCUCCUGCGUCCUUCAAUCGUUUAGUUGAAGUAGUGUUUAACGCACACGUUGCGACGCACCCGCGAGACUUCAAAUACUGCAAGACACCGGAUUGCAAUCAAAUUUAUCGCUCCGCGAACCCGACUGUGGCGAGGGCGCUCCAAUGUCCUUCGUGUUUCUCUACAGUCUGUGCGUCUUGUCAUGAGGAUGCACACCAGGACAUGAGUUGUGCAGAAUACAAAGCACGCAGCGAUCCGGCUGAGCAAGAGCGCUUGAACGACCAGUGGAUCGCAGAGCAGGGUGGUCGCGUGAAGAAAUGUCCACAAUGUCAGGUACUCAUCGAGAAGCUAGAAGGGUGUAAUCACAUGUCCUGCAAAUGCGGCGCACACAUUUGCUGGCGCUGCAUGGGCAUUUUUACCCGGAAUACAAUCUAUCCCCACAUGCAUGAGGUGCACGGCGGAAUACACGACGCAGGCCCAAUUUUCGAGCUCCGCGUAGAUCUUGCAGAGCAGCGAGAGCUCCUCCGACAGGCGGCACGCCUCCGCGAGCAGCGACAGCGCGCCAAUCUAGCGCCCAAUCCCAGGCCGGCCUUCGCGCUCUGGGGAAACGAACCAGUAUACCCACGAGAAAUAUGGCGCGAUGCCGAAGAGCGGGAGCGAGAAAUGCGCAUUCUCAGGGCACAGAGACAGCAGGAGCGAGUGGAACGUGAACGGCGGGAGGAGCGCCAGAGGGACUUGAGACGACAAUGGCUCGCCCAACAGGACAGAGAGCGACAGGAAAGAGAGCGACAGGAAAGAGAGCGAAGGGAGCGACAACAACAAGAGAAUAGAGGAUGGUGUACGGUAAUGUAG
Fibroporia radiculosa is the source of this 3063-nucleotide messenger RNA. RefSeq lists its product as uncharacterized. Lineage: Eukaryota; Fungi; Basidiomycota; Agaricomycetes; Polyporales; Fibroporiaceae. Gene Ontology annotation, molecular function: nucleic acid binding; ubiquitin protein ligase activity; zinc ion binding. Gene Ontology annotation, cellular component: ubiquitin ligase complex; cytoplasm. Gene Ontology annotation, biological process: protein polyubiquitination; positive regulation of proteasomal ubiquitin-dependent protein catabolic process; ubiquitin-dependent protein catabolic process. The transcript has 4 exons. The record is from RefSeq and is a predicted model, not a curated record. The coding region runs from base 1 to 3063 and encodes 1020 amino acids.